CUCUCUCCAUCCCAUCCCUACAUUGCACUGGAUAGGAGAUCUGCCUGUUAGAUUGUGAAGAUGGCUGCUUCCUGGUUUCUAGUCUUUACUCUGACACUUUUCCAAUCCAUGCUGAUCUGCCGUUCCUCUGAAGAAUACUUUCCUACCGCAGCAACGAUUAAACAAUGGGUUGACAAGAUGCAAUAUGACCUUGUAACAUUGGCAAGAACAGCAAGUGGUGUGGAUCAGCUUGCAGACAUUUACUUGAAGAACAGGAAUUUGUACACUGUGGAAGCCAAUAAUGCGCGUCAGUUGGUCGAAAGUGCUGCAACUAACAUCGAAAAACUACUACGGAACCGUUCUAAAGCUCUUGUGAAUGGUCAUCUCUUAAGUGCAUCUGAAGUCUGUGAACGCAUUUCUAUGCUAGAGGAUGCUUCAAGUGACAGUUGUUUAGAGUGA
Molecule: messenger RNA, 438 nt
Organism: Nanorana parkeri
Lineage: Eukaryota; Metazoa; Chordata; Amphibia; Anura; Dicroglossidae
Product: voltage-dependent calcium channel subunit alpha-2/delta-1-like
Exons: 4
Coding region: 61-438 (125 amino acids)
Source: RefSeq, a predicted model, not a curated record